AUGCCUCAGGCUCAGUCCAAGGAAGGGGACAAGGUUAAUUACAAGCCGGUGGGCGGCGCGCAAUCCAAGACAAACAAAAGCGUCGGAGUCAUUCGUGAAACCUUAGGAGGGCGUAGCGCAUCAGAUGAUGAGCCGCGAUAUAUGAUCGAGAACAUGCACACCCACAAGAGCUCCUCUAUCAAGCAGGGCAACAUCGAGGGACCGGCGGAGUAA
Penicillium concentricum is the source of this 213-nucleotide messenger RNA. RefSeq names its product hypervirulence associated TUDOR domain-containing protein. The transcript is spliced from 2 exons. The record is from RefSeq and is a predicted model, not a curated record. Lineage: Eukaryota; Fungi; Ascomycota; Eurotiomycetes; Eurotiales; Aspergillaceae. The coding region runs from base 1 to 213 and encodes 70 amino acids.